Haplochromis burtoni (Burton's mouthbrooder) is the source of this 2992-nucleotide messenger RNA. RefSeq names its product death effector domain-containing 1 (gene dedd2). The transcript has 6 exons. Lineage: Eukaryota; Metazoa; Chordata; Actinopteri; Cichliformes; Cichlidae. Gene Ontology annotation, biological process: extrinsic apoptotic signaling pathway via death domain receptors; apoptotic process; regulation of apoptotic process. The record is from RefSeq and is a predicted model, not a curated record. Gene Ontology annotation, molecular function: protein binding; DNA binding. Gene Ontology annotation, cellular component: nucleolus. The coding region runs from base 292 to 1440 and encodes 382 amino acids.
AUCAGCGAGAGCAAAAACGUGACUGGGUGUCGCCGUGGAAGUCAGGGGGCUGUGAUUGGUCAAUUCCUCAGCGUUGACGUAGUGCAGAACUGCACGUUGCUGUGGAAGUUACUAGAUCAUUCAACCCACCCGGAGAUAAACGUGACUGGUUACAUAACUUGUCAAAGGGGAAAAUUUUGCUCCACCGGUUGUUACUGGGCGUCUGAAGAACGGCUAAUAUCUUUGGCUUCCAACUGGUUAGUUCUUAUCACUGGCUGAAACGUGGGAAAGGUCCAUAGCCAAAUCCUGACCAUGGCUGCAGUGCAUCAUCAAGGGUACCCACUCAGGGAUUCACUGUACUGGGAUGAAACAGAGUGCCUCAACUACUAUGGGAUGUUGUCUCUCCAUGAAGUCUUUGAAGUAGUUGGUUCUCAGCUGACCGAGACUGACAUUGAAGUCCUGUCAUUACUUCUGAAUGAAACUUGCUCCGCGACACAUCCUCUCGAUCCCGCAGGCUGGACAGUUGAACCCCGUGAGGACAAUCCAGAUGAUCCAGGUGUGGCCCCAAGUCCACAGCUACUAAAAGCAUGGCAGCAAUUAAAGCCUACGGGGUCACAGCAGCCCUUUUUGGACCCAAAACCCAAUAGUGGCCUUGAGCUGUUGCUACAGCUCGAGAGGAGAGGAUACUUUAGUGAUGGAAACCUGGCACCACUACUGCAACUUCUAAGAGUCCUUACCCGUCAUGACCUGCUACCCUUAGUGUCCCACAAGAAAAGGAGGACAGUUUCUCCAGAGAGAAUUGGACAGAGGUAUGAGAUAGAAAGCACAGAGUCGGUGUGUACUUCUGGAAUAAGUAGCAGCUGCAGGGAGACCGAAACUCCUCUUACAUCUUUCGCACAUCAAUUAGAAACUGGUAUUUACACUCCUGUGGCUGUGCCAUGUGCAAGUAGGCGGAGGAAGAAGAGGGGAAAUGGCUGGAGCCGUAAGUCCAAGAAAACAAGCAGGCAAAGUCAUCCUCUGCCUCCACCACCAGCGCCACAAAAAGUGUCCUGUGAUAUCCGCCUGCGUGUCCGGGCGGAAUACCUGGAGCACGAAUCGGCAUUACGCAACGGCGUCGCCUCGGACAAGCGGCAGCCACUGGAGCGGCAGUUUGAGUUGUUCAGUCAAGCGAGUUCGCUGCUGCGUGCCAGAGACCUGGGAUCCAUCGUCUGCGACAUCAAGUUCACGGAGCUGGCCAACCUCGAGGCUUUCUGGAGUGACUACCUGAGCGGAGCUCUGCUGGAGGCCCUGAAGGGAGUAUUCAUCACGGACUCUCUGAGGAACGCAGCGGGCUCCGAAGGCGUGCGCCUGCUGAUCAGUGUGGACCAAGACGACUACGAGGAGGGCCGAAGGCUGCUGAGAGCUAAGAAAAUGAUGUCAUCCAGUAAUGAUGGGCACCCAGAGACUCACUGGGAUUCAUAAACUGAUCAGACUCUCUGGGGUGUAUUAUAUUAAACUUAAAGAAGAGAAAAGGGAGGAAUGUAAUUAAUAAUGGGUACAGGCAAGCUUGGAAGCAUUUGAGGCCUCCAUUUGUUGCAUUCCAUUUAAUGACCACUAGAUGGCAGAACUCACCAUUGGUUCUUUUGUGUUCAUAAGGAGCCUUUCUUUUUUCCUUUUCUUUUUUUUUUUUAAGAACUGUCAAAUUUUAGUUGGAAGUGUAUUAUUUGUAAAUGAAAUAUAAAUAAUAAUGUAUCACUGUAUUUUUUUUUUUCUCUUUGGAUUCAUGCACAGGUGCUACAUCAGGAUGACACAGGAUAUAUCGAGAUUUUUUUCUUAGUCUCUGAGAACUGGAACAAGCAAGCCUGUGUCACCAGAUCAAGUGGUAAGCCCCUCACAGCUUUAUCUGUCUUACAAAAUAGGGUUAAGACAACUGGGCUACCACAAAUGAUGUAAAAUACUAAGUUUUGGUUGACACAAACACAUAAAGCACAUGGGUGUCCCUACCUCCUUAUUUAACUUUUUUUUUUUUUUUAAUGUGUAACCAUGGACAUUUCAGAUUCCAGCAUGAGUUUAAAAUUCCCAAAUCCAAAAAGAUCAAUUUAACCAGAACGUCAAGAUUGACUGUUGGAUACUUCUUUGGGGGUUUGGAAAAUAAUAAUAGCUUUAAAUGACAAUUAUUUUUAUUGGAUUCUGUUAAAAGUAUAAAGUAACCUGCCACUAAAAGUUUCUGGUCUUCAAAGAAAAAAUUAGAUGUGGAAAAGUGGGCUGCUCUCACAACAGAUUGACCCAACUUUGGAUAGAGUCCACAUCUAUAUCUAGAUAACAAACACUGGAAUUUCCAGCCCUGUGUACCAUGAUAACCCAACUUGUGAUUGCUGUGGUCAGUGGAUACAGCAGUUGCCAGUAGAUGACAGCAGUGAUUAGGGCUGGGUCUCAACAGACCAUGGAAGAUUCAUCAUCACAAGCUUGUCAACGGCAGCCCGGAUAAUGCAACAGUGGCUUGUGUCCGGGUUUCCAGCAAGGCCUCAGCAAGUGCUUCUCUCAGCAAGUAAGGCACAGGACAGUGCAUCGGUCAAUAGAAGUGAUGUUGGGGAGAUCAAAAUCAAAAGUGCACAUCCCAGCUCCACUCAGCCCUGCUAUGUAGGCCCAGUAGAGUGGCUCAUGGACAGCUGUCGACUCACCCUGCUGGAACUAAUGCCUGGACUUCACUCAUAGAAGACGAUCAAUAAGCCCCUUCACUCUAAGUCCCUUCAUACAGGCACGACUUAAGCAGGCAGACACUGUCUGAAGUGCAGGUCUCUGCAGGACCGGGCACAGAAAAGGACAAUGGACAGAUUUCCAUGUUUACUUUUGUGUGUAUUUGUUAAAGGAAUUAAUUAAUGUGUGUUUGUAUUCUUUCCUGAGAAGAAAGAUUAAUUCAAUCAGGGGAACAUUUUUGUUAAAGAAAUUUACUUUAUGAAGGUCAAUUCUUUUUGUGGAAAUCUUUAUAAAUAAAUAAUUUCCUGUGAAUAAUAAAGAGUUUUGAUGGCCUAAA